CCGUGAAGGCGUCGAUCACUCAGUUUUAUGUUAACGUGACAUUUUACAGUCAAUUAACUUACAUUUUAGGCUUAAAAAGAACUAUAUUUGACCCUUUACGGUUUCAACACAACUUCAAACCAUUUUUCCUCGCAUUUUGUAACAGGAGAUGUCGUGGCAUAAACCAAAAACUGUGUGGCCAGACAUCAAAACAAUGCGAAGUCGCAUCCUCAAUCUUAAGGAGGAGUGGACAAUCGUUUCCUCAACGCAGCCAGAGGUCGACGUGGAGACGGUUGCAGAAGAAGCGCAACAGCCGGACCCGGUUCAGUUAACGCAGACCAAUAAGGAGCUUUCAGAGGGCGAGAGAAUGAGUAAGAUGAAAGAACACUUUGAGAACUGGCUGCUGAUUGGUCCGGAUAACCUGGUGAUACUCAAGCAAGAGCUGGAUGACACGCGCCGGGAUCUGGCCAAGGCCAAAAUUAGGUGCAAGGAAAAGACCAAAGAGGCUGAUGAACUCAAGCAGCAGCUUCAGCGUUGCUCUGAAGAGAAAGCAAAGAUGAUGGAGGAGAUAAAAGAGCUCCACCGCGAACUAGAUGAGGAGAAGUGCCGCAAUGCCGACUCGGAACUGCAGUCCUCCCAGUUACAGAGCUUGAUGGUAAAGCGUCACAACGCCAGCCUGGAUGAGAUCAGCGACCUGGAGCAACAGGUGCAUCAUUUCUCUUUGGAGCUUCAGGAUGAAAUGGAGAACUCUUCAUAUUUGAAGACACAGCUGCUUAGAGUUCUCAAUAAGCUGCAAAGAAGCGCCCAACAACUUUCAAAGAGAAAGCAGCAAAACGACGACAAGGAGGAAGAAGAGGAGCAGUCCAUCUACGAAGAAAUGAGACCCCUUUGGAAUUCGGACAGAAGCUCCCUGGGUUGCCCCGUUUGUCAGAUCCGCUGUCCCGUCAGUCAGUACCGGCAGAUGAUAGACCAUCUGGAAGUCUGCCUGAACUGAGCUUUCUUCUCAUCGUGAGAGUUUCUCCACUUGUUGUAAUUCAACAACUUCCCUUUUGUUCUUGUGGCGUACUUUGAUGACCUUUUCAAAAAUGAAAUGAUCAACUUUGACACGUUUCUGUCGACGUUUCUCCGAUCAGAUCAACUGAAAACAGCUCGUCUUCGUUAAUCUGUUUUGUUGACUAAGGGCAUUUGAACUGGGAUCAAAUAAUAGCUGUGAGCCCUCGCGGUUCCAAUGGAUCGACGAGUUUGUGUGGGGGGGAAAGACGCGUUAGCUUGUUGCACUGUUUUAUAUAGUUGAAUUGAGUUGUGUCGUUAUCCUUUUAUGAGGAAAAGGGUGUUCAAAAAGUCA
This is a messenger RNA of Corythoichthys intestinalis (scribbled pipefish), 1324 nucleotides long. Its product is annotated as centrosomal protein of 55 kDa-like. The record is from RefSeq and is a predicted model, not a curated record. NCBI's taxonomy places the organism in Eukaryota, Metazoa, Chordata, Actinopteri, Syngnathiformes, Syngnathidae. The transcript has 8 exons. The coding region runs from base 149 to 973 and encodes 274 amino acids.